Messenger RNA from Neolamprologus brichardi, 1388 nucleotides. Lineage: Eukaryota; Metazoa; Chordata; Actinopteri; Cichliformes; Cichlidae. The record is from RefSeq and is a predicted model, not a curated record.
CGUGUGUCCUAUCCGGGUGUUAUCAGAUCUGCGCUGAGAGGACCCGCCAAGGAAACAACGUGUGCAACUUACAAAUGAGUCGCAGAGGUAGUUUUUGGUUCCUGUUAGAAGACGGUCCUACGGGGGAAAUAUGCGGGGAUAGCGCCAUCUUUUGGAAAAUAUAAGACGCAGGUUAUUUAUUUAUGGAUGUCUAGUUUUGAAAAAGUAAAUACAACUUAAGCGUAGUCUGUCACAUAAAUGUAGCUGUCUGUCGUGCUCAGAGUAAGUUACUGAAGUUAAAAUGGCGAAAAGAUUAUUUUUGUCUCCAAGUAAAAGUAACACAGCAGGUGUAAAAUUCGGGGAGGCCUCUUUUGACCUACUGACUGAUUUUCUUGUAAAUCUGGACAAAAGAAACAAAGAUGACCUCCCGAGUUCAACGAAAUAUUGCGGGAAUUUCAAAAAUAAGAGAGUCAUUGACAACAUUUUGCUUAUCAGUGUUGAACUGAGACUGGAUCCGCUGGCUGGUUACCACGCUGUUGAAUUACUUCAAAGGUUCAUGGUCAAAUACAUUGAAGAUUUCAUAACCGCACCCACACCUAAAGGUGCAACUUCUAAUCAUCCGAGAAGUUAUGAGGAUGCUGUUUAUAACAAACUGAAGGACAAAUUCCCGCUGAUCAUCUUCUCCUGUGUUCAGCUUGCGAGCAAACUGUCUCUGCACAGUCAUAUGAUUGACAACAAUACUGCUGUACACUUUCUACACUCAGUCGGCUGCACUGUAUCCAAACAGGCUCUCCUGGAAUCAGAGCUGAUGGUCUUGAAAGGGCUUAAAUUCAGACUGAAUGUCCUCAACCCACUGACUUAUGUGGAAAUACUUCUGGAAGUUCUCGGACACAAUGAGCCAUCAGUCCCUUUGAAGCACCUUUAUCACUACUGCCACCAUGUUCUCCAGUUUAUCAGCCUGGAGAGGACUGCCAUCUAUGAAACCUUGUUAAUGGCAACCACUGAGUGUGUCAGCCCAUCCAAGGAACAGAGGGAACAAUUUGUACCAGUGACUGAAGACUGCAUGCUCCUGGGUGUUGGUGUCAUCGCUGUGGCUGCAUUCAUCCUCAGAAAGUGGGAACAGGUAGUUGGAGAACUGAGCCACAUCACAAGAAUCUCAAAGAGAAGCAUCACUGAUUUCGCUCACGCGACUUUAGUGCACAUUGUUGGCAUCAGCUCCAGUGUCACUCCACUCUCAUGACUGGCAUGAGAAGAAAAAAAAUCUGUGUGCUGCAAUAAAAUGUCACCUAAACAAAUAAAAAAAUCACUAAAGAUUGGCGAUGUUGCCAAAGUGUUAGAAACACUGUUAACUGUUCAUUCUGUAAAGCCAAAUAAAUAAAUAAAAAGAGAUUAGAGCUGUGGAAAUACAA